Sinocyclocheilus anshuiensis is the source of this 1881-nucleotide messenger RNA. Its product is annotated as kelch-like protein 20. Gene Ontology annotation, molecular function: protein binding. Bases 1 to 1302 code for a protein of 433 amino acids. The transcript is spliced from 8 exons. NCBI's taxonomy places the organism in Eukaryota, Metazoa, Chordata, Actinopteri, Cypriniformes, Cyprinidae. The record is from RefSeq and is a predicted model, not a curated record.
AUGCCUUCUUUCUCUUCUGUUUCGCUUCAUCAGGAGGAGUUUCUGUCUCUUUGUGCCGAUAAACUGACUGAGAUCAUUUCCAGUGACCAUCUGAACGUGCCAAAAGAGGAGACGGUGUUUGAGGCGGCUGUUGUCUGGCUGGAGAAGAACUCCUCACGCAGACAGAGCUUCGAGAAGGUUCUAGAGCACAUCAGGCUGCCCCUCAUCAGUCCGUACUACAUUCACGACGUCAUCGAGACUCUGGACGUUGUGAAGGAAUCGAUCAAGUGCCAGAAGCUGAUCUCUGAAGCCAAGGACUAUUUACUGCUGCAGGACCGCAGAGGAGAGCUGUACGGCCCCCGAGCUCGACCUCGACGCGCAACAGGCACGGCUGAGGUGAUUGUGACUGUCGGAGGCGAGGAUGAUAAGGUUGUGCUGCGCAGCGUGGAGAGUUUCGAUCCCCUCACCAGCCAGUGGAAGAGUCUGGCCUGCCUGCCCUUCGCUGUCAGCAAACACGGCUUAGUCGUGUCUGGCUCCAUGCUGUAUUUGGCUGGCGGUGAGUUUCCAGACGGCUCGGCCAGUCGAGAGAUGUGGCGCUACGACCCGUGCUUUGACUCCUGGUCAGAGAUGGCACCCAUGAACGUGGCGAGAUCAGAACUGGGAUUGGUGAUGUUGGAUGGAUAUGUGUUUGCUGUGGGCGGCUGGGAAGGCCGCUCUCGUCUGGACUCUGUUGAGUGUUAUAAUCCACAGACAAACACAUGGCAGUUCAUGGAAUCGGUCAAGAUGGCGGUCACUAGUCCAGCUGUGGUGGCGCUGGAUGGAUUACUCUAUGUGACAGGAGGUGCUGUUUUAGAAGAUGGCGACGGCACAAACUUGGCACAAGCGUACAACCCUAAAACAUGCGUGUGGACAGAGGUGGCGCCCAUGCAGAUCGCCCGCUCUGGAUCUGCUGCCUGCAUCCUGAAGGGCAAAAUAUACGUCAUAGGCGGCUGGCACGCUUCCACCGAGAACACGGAUAAGGUGGAGUGCUACGACCCCAAGACCAACAAGUGGACCAUGUGUGCUCCCAUGAAGGAGAGACGCUAUCGACCCGGCGUGGCGGUGGUGGACGGAAAGAUUUACGUUUUAGGAGGAGAGGAGGGAUGGGACAGGUAUCAUGACACUAUAGAGCGAUACUGUGAAGAAUCGGACAGCUGGGAGAUCAUCGGAGAAAUGCCCACCAGCCGCAGCUGGCUGAGCUGUGUCUCGCUGCAGCUCAGGAAGGACACUCACGUGGGCAGCCAUCCUGGCACUGCAACAGAGAUGGAGUUUCCUGUGGACUGAGAGCACUAGGGCUCCACCUGCAUCACUGCCGGCCGGGACGGAAGGCCAGGGGGCAGCUUUCAGAGCGCCCGGCUCCACCACACUUUCGGUGGGGUUUUUAAGAAUGGAAAAAGUCUGACCUAAACGCUGGAGGGUCUUCAGAAAACACUCAUGCUUUCUCCAGUCCGGCCCACUGCCACGGUGUGAGGCUGGAUGGAUUGAUGAUAUCUGUGGUGAUUGUGAGUCUGUGUGUGUGUGUGUGUGUGUGAGCUCGAGUGUGCUGCCAUCCCAGAGUCUCCACAGUAUCAGUUCAAUGUGAUGUUCAAGUGACGUACAGGGUUCCUUCCAUGCGCUGAGCACCUCAUGAUUGUGACCUAUAAACAUACUCCUUUGUUUUCUAACAAAGUGUUGUAGUGAAAUGUUUUGUACUUUUUGUAUAGUGAUUUUUGUUGUUGUAUUUAUGAGAAGUUUUUUGUUGUACUGAGAGAUUUAUGGAGUAAUUAGCACAGAUAAACUGAAACAUGUUAACUGAGUUUCUUUAAAGGGACAGUUCACCCAAAAAUGAAAAGUCUGUCAUCAUUUACGCACUCUCAAGUUGUU